This is a messenger RNA of Tachysurus fulvidraco (yellow catfish), 1466 nucleotides long. It is a transcript of the gene cbln20, whose product is annotated as cerebellin 20. Lineage: Eukaryota; Metazoa; Chordata; Actinopteri; Siluriformes; Bagridae. Bases 478 to 1158 code for a protein of 226 amino acids. The transcript has 4 exons. Gene Ontology annotation, molecular function: protein binding. The record is from RefSeq and is a predicted model, not a curated record.
GAUAGUAGGAAAUUAUAUUUGAAUUGCUGGAUUAAUGCUUAUAAAAUAAAUGCAUGCUGUGACCAUUUGGAUUUUAGUUAGACUAGAAGGAGUCUCAGUUUCAGGGUUUGGAAACAUCCAGGAAGUGAGCUGCAGUUGAGAUUACAAUGCUGAAUGUAGCAGACAAUCCCAAAUGGUCUCCUAAGCUUCAGAAUUUCUUUGGAGCAUUGUGGUUAGCAUCAGAUCAACUGCUCUACUCCCAGUAGAUCUGAUCUGGACUGUAAUUGUGCACUGGUUCCAGGUCUAUGGGAGUAAUACCACAUAAUACAAUAUGCUUCAGAUGUCAGAUAAUGCAAGUCCUACAUAUUUCUUAUCACUGGAUCAAAAACAUGCAAGUUGUGUCCUCACCUAGAGAAAGCAAGGGGUGGAGCCGAACAAACCUUUAUAGCCAAAUCUCCUCAAACUUAAGGCAAAUAUCAUUUCUGGUCACACAGCAGAAUGAGAGGCCUUGUGUUCUUGUGCCUGAUUGGAUGUUCUCUCGCAAACGGUGCUGUAUACACUUGGAAUGCCCCCGGAGAUCCGACUCAGCCUGAUCCUGGCACUGAAAAUGCUUGUCUCAUUGACACUGAAUCCUGUAGCUGCUGCCUUAUGCAAAAGCAGAUGAAAAGAAUGGAGAGUUUCUUCAACAUGAGUCUGAAUGAUAUGCGCAAGGGUCUGGAGAAAGCUGAAACCGCUUUGAACUAUGUGCGCUCCAGCCGCAGUGCCUUUUCAGUGGCACUGACUGACACUCGUCGGUGUGUUAGUUCCACUCGGGAUGACAUGGUUGUGAAAUACCAGUAUAUAUUCAUUAACUUAGGUGACAGCUACAAUGUUAGCACAGGCACCUUUACAGUCCCACGCUCAGGGGUCUAUUCACUGGCUCUUACAAUGUACAGUGAUGCUGGUGCCCCCAAUGCUCUCCUGGCUGCCUGUGUUCGUUUGCGUAAAAAUGGUCGCAUGGUUGCAGCACUCAAUGAGUACAACACACAAGACCAGGAGGACAGCGCUACCGUCGUCCUGCCACUACAGAUGGAGACUGGUGACAAGUUGGACGUGACUCUCCUUACUGGAUGCACCCUGUGUGAUGACAACAGCCAUUAUAACACGUUCAGUGGCUUUUUGCUUUAUGCUACCGAUUAAAAGUGGUUCGUUCUCUGAUCUUAUGUCUGUGUUUAGAACAUUGUAUUGAUCCUCAUGAUUUUUCAAAAUCAAGCCCAUGCAUCUGUUAACUCCCAUAUCUAAUUCCUGAUCUGAUAAUCAUUUUGUUUGGUUUUCAUUUUAUAAUUGAGUUUCAGGUUCAACAUGGCUGUCAUGGCAGUUUUCUGUAUACUAUGUAAAAUAGACAUUCAAAAAAGAAAUAUUUUUCUUCAUCUUCUUUUUCUUCUUCUAAUAUUUGACCCUUAAGUAAAAGUCUGUAAAACCUGCAUAACAAAGAACCACAUUUUUAU